This is a messenger RNA of Aplosporella prunicola CBS 121167, 559 nucleotides long. RefSeq lists its product as uncharacterized. NCBI's taxonomy places the organism in Eukaryota, Fungi, Ascomycota, Dothideomycetes, Botryosphaeriales, Aplosporellaceae. The annotation marks the transcript as partial. The record is from RefSeq and is a predicted model, not a curated record. The transcript has 2 exons.
UGAUAAUGGCUGCAAGGGAGAUAGCAAUCUGAUCGACUGGCCUUUCCACACGGGUAGUCUUGGUAAAAACAAGUGGUCGAGCUUCAUAUGCAGGGACACUGCUCGUUCGACGACCCUCAUUACCGCUAUCGCCAGUUUCAUUCACUAUUCCGAAACGACAACCAUUACUUACACACUCCACACACUCCCGGCCACGACCAAGGCUCGAUCUGACGCCAUUGUCAAGAAGGACGAGUACGCAUAUGUCACUUGUGGUGACCCCGACUCCCACAAAUCUCACGACAAGUACUGCGCUGUGGUCGAAGUCUGCCGUGAAGAGACUAGCAAGCUUGACAAUGCUCACGGAUGCUUCAAGUUCAUUGUACCCUUCGAUGAGUGCACCGAGCUUGAGCCAGGGAUAGUGGGUGAACUGCACUAUGCCGUUGCCAACCCCGGCGCGUACUGCCAUUUCUUCAAUGCAUCCGGCUGCCAUGGGGAUAGUGCUUUGAUCGAAUGGCCUUACCUCACAAACGGUCUUUUGGGACAAUAUUUUAGGAGCUUCGCAUGUCAAUCUCGUGAG